Molecule: messenger RNA, 20105 nt
Organism: Rhopilema esculentum
Lineage: Eukaryota; Metazoa; Cnidaria; Scyphozoa; Rhizostomeae; Rhizostomatidae
Source: RefSeq, a predicted model, not a curated record
AUGCUGAAGUCUGACAAAAAGGAAAAAGAAGCAUCGAACCAGUCUUCUAUUGCACGAAAGAACCAGUCUUCUACUGCUGGUGCAGCUGAUAGUGACGGACAAACAAAAACAAUGCUUUUAAAAUCAGGGGUUUUAAAGUUUUCGAAAUUAAAAAUCUGUCAUUUAGCUAUUCCAAAUUUAUGUUCAAUUGGAGUCAAAAAUCAGUUACAUGUAAGACUAAACUUUUUUUCUCAGAAAACGAAAACUCGGAAAUUGGAUAAACUUGUCUCUGCAGAAGCCCUAGAUGGGGGAAAGUUGAGAGAAGCUGCUAAAAGAAAAAAUGACCAAAAGAUUCUGAUACACAUUGAGGACAAAGAUUGUGUUGCCCUUGAAUUCAAGAAUCACAGGUGUUGCUUCUCCAUCUAUACCUCAUUUUUACGACAUGAAACAGCUACACCAUAUCAAAAUAUUUUGCAAUAUGGUUCAAGAUUGUAUGCAAAGUCCUUUGAUUUAUUAUGUGAGAAGUUUAUUAGACCUAAAAUAAUAGAGAAAGAAAAAACUAUUACAUGGCAGCAAUCAAAUACACAUUCUACACCAUAUCAAAAUAUUUUGCAAUAUGGUUCAAGAUUAGAAAGAAAAAACUAUUACAUGGCAGCAAUCAAAGAAAAAUUUGUUCAGACUGUCAAGCAGGUAGAAGGUUGUGAUGCUUCAAGUUAUUGGAUAUUUCGUUUAAAAGAAAGGCUAAUUGAAAUGUUUCUGCAGCUGAUAUUUGACACACCAAAGAAAAGGAACAAAAGUGAGAUAGUAUAUGUUGAGGAUAUAAGUAAAAGUAGUGUUGCUGAGACCUACCUUGAGAAAACUGAAAUAACAAUGACAGAGUCAGAUGACAACAGUGAGGAAGAAAGUGGUUUUGAAGUUCUAAACCCAGGUUUUGUGUUAAGAGUUCAAGCUUAAGAGAAAUAUAUUCUGUGGCCCUUUCAUUAAGAGAAAGUGUCAUAAACACACCUACAAAAUGGUAUGAUCAGUGGCCCCCUCUUUCUUCUGACAUGUCUUGCAAUAGGGUGUGGAAAGUUGUGCUACAUCUUUUGUUCAAUUAUCUUGCAUGGAUGGUAGGUUUUUCAACAGAUCCAGAAGAAGCCACAUUUGUUGAUGUUGAUGAGAAGGUUUCUCCAAAACUGUUUUCAGUUUGCCAAGGUUCAAUCUUUAAUGGCAGCAGGGGAAAAUACCAGACCCCAAAGCUACUGCUUUGAGACAAAAUUCUGGCUGUUCAGGGUUAAUAACACUCAUAAAUGAUUUAGGGCUGUUGUGAAAGACAAUGACCUCAACCAUUCUUUAUCUACAAUAGUAUGUGUGCUAUUGAGUUUGCUAUUGAGUUUGUUGCUUUUGUUUAUGUUAGGAAGAGGUAGUGAAGCAGACCCAUGUUACAAAUGGUAUCAUAAUACAAAAGUAUCUGAAGAAGCGCACAGGAUAGGUGCAAAUAGCAAAAUCACAAUGAUCUGAAAACAUGACUUACAUAGAUGCUAUUGGAGCCAGAAACACCGAAGUUUCAUGAAGUUGCCCUUAAUGAAAAGCUCAACACAUCAAGUGAAAAUGCAAAACAAAUCGAUUUUGCUUUUGUAUGUAGCAAAAGAUGGAGUUUUGUUGCCAGGAUGGAGUGGUUUCAAAACAAUGUUGUGCCAUAACAACAUACCUGAGGAAUCAAGAUGCAACUGCAGUAUGCAGUUUUAGUCUUUGAUUAAGGUGUUGUGCAGGAACUUAGGUGGAAAGAGAAAGAGUGUUAUGAUCGUUUUGUAGUGAGACUUGGCAAGUUCCAUGCAUAUCUGUCGUAUUUCUCUGAAAUAUCCAAGGUUUAUGAAGAUGCAAGUCUCAAUGUAAGUAUUCUUUCAGUAAAUUAAUCAGCCAUUAUGUAGGCAGUACUCUGAAAGUCUCUGAAAGUGGCUACUGCCAUACAACAGUUUCUUCUUGAAGGGAAGGUGAAGCAAUUUCAAUUUAAUAUGCAGCAAACAAUUGACUUGUAAUAUAAACAAGUACAAUUCAUUUGGACGGAUAUUUCCAUUGAGUCUGGGAUCAUCAGCAAAGGAUCUAGUAAUGGGUAAAGUUGAAGCAUUCCUAGAAAGAUUUGAUAAAGUCAAAGAGUCAACACAGUUGAUUUUAUCUCAUGCAUGUCGGAGCCUUUUUUGACGACCCACUCAAUCAUUAUGUCAAAUGUCCUGUUUUUCAAGAGCUUUGUGAUAAGUUCAACAGCUUUGUAAUGGCCUCAUCAUCAAAAUCAAGAUUGUUUGCUUUCUGGAGUAUGUACAUCAGGCUGAAGGGUAUGUGUGAGAUUUCAACAAACUGUGGUUUGCUGAUUAUAUUCAUCAUGUGUGAUUUGUGAUAUAUUUCAAUGUUCCAUAGAGUUUAUUGGUGUUAAUUUUAAUCUCAAAACCUUGAUAUUAGUUGUGUAUAAUUAAAACUGCUAAAUUUCUUAUCAAAACAGGGAUCUUGUUACAGUUUAUCAGAGCUACAAGGUUAGUUGACUGGAACCUUCAUUUGUCAGCCUUCAGGGCUAUGUUGCCAUAGUAUUUUGCAUGCGACAGAAAAAAUAUUCCAGAUAUGGAUCAGCCUAUUGGAUUGGGAUGAAGACAGUGGAAAAGAACCAUUCAGGUUUGCUCUCAUACUAGUCUCUUUGUCUAAGCCAUGUAGCUUGCUGAGUGUAUGCAAUUGUUUCAUGAAAUGAACACAGUGAUCUGUGGUCAAAGCUUUCUCUGUAACAAAAUUUUAACAUCUUGAUUUAAAAACCAUAAAAUUAUUAAAAGUUUUCAUCGAAAGAGUUACAUUGUGGCAGAAAGUCGGUGUAGAAUGGUGAAUGAAUGACAAAGGGAAUGUUAUUUUUAAUCAAUGAUUCUGUUGAAAAGAUUUACUCUGUCUGUAUAGCAGCAGUUUUAAAGUAAUAAAACCAUAAAAUUUUGACUAGUUAAUGAAAAAACCAAGCUGAUCAAUCGAGAAAAGCGACUUUCAAAUGACGUUUGCGUAGAUUUAUUGCAUAAAUGUUUUCAAGUAUUUUAUUUCAAUUCCCAACUUUUUCGUUCACCUUAGGAGUAUUUUAGGAUAAAUGUUUGCAGUGUAUAGUGUAAAAAUCGUCAUCUUUAGGAUGCUCUCAUUCAAAGAGUAUUUAGAAUAUAGAGAAAGUUCACAACAAAAAUUUUCUCUUACGUCUUAUGAGCACGAUCACAGAAUAGAAAUAAGGCAGAAGGGUCACUACGAGCUUUUGCAGUGGUCAUGGAUUUUCUUGCGCAUGCAUCAUUGAAAAGGAGGUUAGAGGUGGAACAUUCCUGGAAAAUAUUGACGCAAGUAGUAAACUUUCCUUUUUCUGGAACUUCGCAAUCGAUAAAAAUGCUGGCCUAUCAGACGAAACUUGUCAAAGAUGUUAAACGUAGUGGGACAGGUGCUUACUGCGCUGCUGUUAACUGCAAUAACAAAAGAAAGUCAUGCCCCAAUCUUCAGUUCUACUGUUUCCCAUAGGACGAAAGCCCGUGAGUAGGCCUAAAUUUAAUUCGCUUCAACAGGAUCUUCUUGUUUCAACGUAAAACAAUCAAACUUUUUAAAAAAAUUUAUUCAAAUUUAUUGAUUAAAAGAUCUAUUUUACUUUAUAGAUGCAGAAAAAGGGUACAAAAUAGCAGCAGACAGGAUCUGCUAAAGAAGUCAAUGGCCUACUUAAACAAAAAUUGCUACAUUUGUUCCAAACAUUUUGAAACAGAAUUUUUGCCAAAUUUUUGCACAUGGUCCCUAUUAUCCAAAAAUGCAUUCCCCACCCUUUUUGAUGUCCCGAAUCCCCUGCCAAUAGCUGGAAGUAAAAGAGCCCCCGUAAAGCCAAUGCAACCAGUCAAACAUUAAAAUAUGCCUUCAUCAACAAAUGGAGAAAAUAACAAAUAUUGUCAGUUCUCCCAAACCCCUGCCCAACUUACUAUAAACACCCCAAGGAAAAGAAAACUCAGAUCCCUUUUGAAGAAAAAACGCAACAAAAUAGCCCUUUUAUCAGAGAAAAGCCAAGGAAACAUAUCAUAUGAAAUCAAGACACCAAAUUUUCUACCAGUUUUUCAAAAAUUGGAAACGAUAUCCAAUAUUUCAGAAAGUAGCCAGUUUCAGAAAAAAGUAUUUCAGAAACGACAAUGAAACUGAAACUAAAAUUAAAACCCCCAACCCACCUACCCAGGAAUCAAAUUUGGCUAGGGACAGAUUGAAGUUUUGAAGAAAAGACGCAACAAAAUAGCCAUUUUAUCAAAGAUUCAUUUUAUCAACAAAAUAGCCACUGUCAUUUGGAAAGAAUCUCCGUUCAUCCUCCCCCCUCAAGAAAAACAAGAAGCGUGCAAUGAAGGCCUUAGAAUUACUAGAUGGAGUUAUUGAAUAUCAAAAUUACUUCAUAAUUUUCUAAAAUGUGAAAUCAAAUUGUCCUCUCGGAAACCAAAAGGUUGUAGAUAUGAUGCUGCUUUUAAAGCAUGGACACUCAAUUUGUACCAUAUCAGUGGGAAAUCAUAUAGAUUUCUUGCUGAAUUGCUCCAUUUACCUUCCAAAAGAACUUUUACUCGAAUGGUCUCUAGAUUUGCAUCUGAAACUGGUUUUUCAGAGCCCUUGAAUCUCCCACCUCCACAUCUGUCAGAGCUAAAAAAAGGAAUAAGGUUCUUCUCAUCCUUAAAAUUUUUAACAGAGCCACAGGUGAAGAUCAAACAGACAAUUUGAAGUGUUUGACUGGUUGUAAAGUCUCUUUAAAGGCUAUUUUGUCCCUGUGGAAAAAAUUAUACCAUGAAGGUAUUGCAUCUUUUUUAGUUACGAGGCAACUAAAUCAAGAUCCUCUUGAAAACUUCUUUGGCUCUAUAAGACAGCAAGAUGGUAACAAUGAUAAUCCUACCUCUGUCCAGUACAAGAAUCUUUUUCACUCAAAUUUGCUACAUGUUGCCAGUGGCAAUUGUGAAGAAGACAAAGAUGAGCCUCUAACAAACUUACAGUCUAAGGCAUUGCAAUUAAUAUCACCAGACUAUAGGACAGAAAAUAUUCAGAGCCAUAUCAUAAGUGAAAAUGCUAUCGCCUAUGUGGCAGGCUACUUUCUGAGGAAAACCUUUAAUAAACAUAAAUGUGAUACCUGUGAAAAGGCUGUGGUGAAUGAUACCACUAAAAACAUCAGACAUAUUGUUUUGCAUUUUAAAUCUUAUGAUGCAAAUUCCUCUACUCAUGAAGGACUGAUAGUGCCCUCUUAAAGUAUGCUCCAGUACGUUGUUGAAUUGGAAGAUCAAUUUGUAGGCUACUUUUCCAGCCAAAAAGACAAGAGGAGUUGGAAAUGAGCUUCUAGACAUCCUGGAUAGAGUCAUUAUUCAACAACCAUGUGCUUCAUUUGCAAAAAAAUAUUUUCUUAUGUGCGUAUAUAUUAGAAUGCGUAUAUAUUAUUGCUCAAAAUUUGCAAACAGAGAGUUAAAGUCAUCAAAAAGGAUAAAAUAGAAAAUAUUUAAAAAUAGUCCAUCUGUAGAUCAGAACUUCUUUGCAUCUUCACAAAGCAUUACAUUAUUUGAAUUAUUAACAGCAUGAUCCUAUGCAAUAUUAUAUUUUCUUUUAUCAGUUAUCUUGCGGGUAUGCAGGUUAGGGCAAUGAAUCUAACAAAGGAGACCUGAGGUGCCUCCUUUCCUCUGCUAGCCUUGGGGUUGUACUGUGGGCAAGUGCAAACUACCUCUUCAGCCUCCCAAGCCAGGGUAACGGUGAAGAAAAUCAUCCAUGGCCCAUUUGCUUCUUAAAUUGUUUCCUGUAACUGUAAGUAAAACCUAUUAUUAUCUUGUACCAAUUACAAGAUUUAAAAAAUUCACUAACCACAAGUUUCUGGUCUACAUUUGACACACAUCAACAUUAUGAAAUCAUAAAUGUUACUAGUGUUUGUUCUAGCUGUACUGAUGAGCCCUGACAUUGGGUGAAACUGGGAAAUUCCUUGCCUAUAUCCACCAGGGGCUGAGCCAAAGAAAGGGCCAUGCCCCCUCUUUUUACAGCAAGAUACCUUGUUUGUUAAUGAUUAAUGCCAACCAUAUCUAGAUGAUAGCUCAUCAAUUUUAGUAUAAGGUGUGUGUGGAGUGAAAUAUUGUACAAAAUUUAAUCAUUUUUGCAAAGCUAAAUAACAUUUUCGCUUCAAGGGUCAUCAUCCUUCUUUAUAAUUUAUGCUCCUCGCUGUUUGUGUUGUUCCUUUCUUGAUGUUAUCGUUAUAUUUCAUCGCAUCAGACGGAGCAUGAACUGUAUAACACAAUUAAGCUAGAAUUCGCUAAAAUUUAAAAAAUCAUCAAAAUUUAACCAUAAAUGACAUAUGUUGUGCUUUCUGAAUGAUUCCACGCCAUUUACCAACUCAAUUUCUAACUUUAAAAACUCGAAGCUUCUACGCGCGCUGUUUUCUUUCCAGCGCCAUUCUGAUCGUUACCUCGGAACCGCAAAAGACAACAACAAAGGUGCCGAUGUGACUGUCCCUUCUGCCUUAUUUCUAUUCUGUGGCCAGAUUCAGUUAAAAUCUUUGAAAUCUAUUGUAACAGAUUUUACACUGGGCAAUUUUAGUGGGUAGCGCUAAAAUAAAUAAAAGUGGCCUUCGUAUGCGUUUGUUUACAGUUUUUCGUUAUCUGAUUCGUCAUAACUCGGGGUGUGUCUGCUGUAUAAACCAAUCAAAGAUUUGAAGCUCAUGCUUGCAAAAGUACUUGUCAACGAACAGAAGACUAGUCCCCUACCACACCCGCUACGCUGGCAGCCAAAUGCCUUACGGUUGAAUAUUAUGAUUAGCCUUGGAAAGACAACAUUGUGAUAAACCUCGAUUCUAAAAUGAGGAGAGGUCCUGUGAUAAGAAAAUUACUUGCACUCCUGUGCGAAUUAUAUUCGCACUUUUGUGACUAUUGCUAGGAAGGGGGAGCCUCAACCCCCUCUUUCUUUUAAGGCUCCUCCCUUCCUAAAGUGUUAACACGAAGGUUAAUACCAAAUAACAAGAUAGCAGAGCAAAUUGAUCUUGUUUUUCUUCAACGUUCAUCUUUAGAUACUGCAACAAAUCCUAAGAAUAAGCAACUGGGGAAUUAGCAAUAGUCUCGCCAACUGUUCCAUCGAGCAAGGAUUUUGAAGUAAACAGAUGCCAUGGAUGAACUGCCAAAGUUGAAGAGAACCUGCGGAGGCCACAGGAGUUUUGGUCGAGGCUGCCAGCAAGAGCUCAACCAAAAGAACAUUUAGAGGCUCUGAAACCACUUGAUGAGAAAAUCCUCAAUUCAAUGGUCAGCAAGGCAAGAGAUGAUGACGAAGCCAAGGACGAGUUAACCAGGAACAUAGAGAAAUGCAGAAGCUUCAAAGAAAAGGUAAAUUUGGCAAUUAUUACCAUUAAGGACUAUUUGAAACCCUUUUAUGAACAUCAACUCCAAAAUUAGGACGAAGCGGUUCUCAAAUUUCUAUAGACAGUUCAAGUAGCUCAUCGUCAUUCCAUAAAGUAAAAGCCAAACUGCCAAAACUAGAGCUGAAAAGUUUUGGAAUGGGGUUUUCACUGCAGUACAUGGAAAUUUAGAACUUUCUGUAGCCUCUAAAGUUGCCAAUUAAAGGUAUUAUCUUGAAGAUUCAGGGAAACAAAUUAUUUCAAGAUUCGAGUUGACAGAAAAACAUUUUCAAGCUGCAUUAGAUUUAUUGAAACAUUGAUUUGCAAAAUCAUCUUUGAUUGAAAAGAUGCAAAUGAAGAAUCUUAUCAAUGCCCCAGUAGUAUUUAAUGAAAGGAAUGUUCUUAAAAUGCAUGAAUUAUAUGAUUCAAUUGAAACACACUUAGAGGGUUAGAAGUGCUUGUUCUUUGCAACAAUAGUUAUACCUUCAUCAAUUGAAAUAAUACCUGAGAAUAUUAGAUUAAAAAUGAAAUAAUCAGUUGUUGAAAAAACAUUCGACUCAAUGGCGAAUAAAGGAAGUAAAGUUGAUUUGUGUACGUUCAAAAAGUGGGGAAAAGAUAAUGUGAUUGGUUAUAAAGUAGAGAAAGUGGGCAGUCGCGAGCUUGUAAAUUUUGUUCGGUGUAAAGGCAGAAUAUCCAUUAGAGGGAAUCUCUCAAAAGCCAGCGACCAGCGAAUAGUGCUCAUGCGCAUUAAAUAUUUUCACACCUUACGACUGGUCGCUGCGGUUUGCUCAGUAGUUAAGUUCUGUUCAACUUCUCAGCGAUCGCCAGCGAAUAUUCACUUGCCAGGACUUCAUCAACCAAAAUUCAAAAUGGUGCACUUCAAUUAUAAACCUGUGAGAGCACAGAUGUUGGCUCGGGAUUGCUUUCUCUGGACUUAAUUUUAGCAUUUCGAAUGAAGUUGAUGAGCAUUCACAACAUGAAAGCUCGGAAAUUGGUUCUGGAAAUUCUUCGCCGCCAGCCACAGACAUCUUAGGCCAUCUCACACAAGUGACCCUUCGUGAAAGCGAAGCUCAAAAUGAAAGAAUUUUUGAGUCUAGACGGAGCCUAGAAGGCGAUUUGAUUAAAAUAAUGAAAGAUUAUCGGUGUGUCUGGGAUGUAUCAUGUAGAGCGCUCAAGGAACAUCCAAAGAAACAACAGGCUUGGAAGGAGAUUGCCAUGAAGCUAAAGCAAGAUGGUGAGCCUGCUUUCCAUCGUCUUUCUUCCAUUGGAUCCUUAAAUAGCCUUAACUGUUUUUGCGAAACAAGCAGAUGCUGAUCAGUAUCAAAUGCUAAAACAUAUUCCAAACAAAAAUCGAAGACAUGGAUAAGAAAGCUUUCAAACACUGUUUAAAGAAGACAACACUCUCUUUUCCAAAGUAGAAAUUUAACAGUUCCUUAGUUUUUCUUGUGAGCCUUAGACCUUUAAGAGUUUCUUAAAUUAUUGAAAUUUUUGGUGGGACCAUGACUUUGAAGUCUAUGAUGGGUUUAGGCUCAUGCCAAUCACAAGGUAAAAUUUGAACAUUGUGGGUUUAUGAACUUGUUUUUUGGGUUGCAAUUACCAGCAGUAGAUUUACAUUUUAUGUUUCUCUCAUAGAGAAUGUACUGAAAAAGGAUUUGGAUUUGGAAGAACCUACGGGACAACUUUUCCAAAUGUGUAAAGAAAAGAGAGCUAUUAAGCAGACCUGUUGUAGGUGCAACUGAGUUGCCUUGUGCAAAUUUUUUAAAGAACUUCAAUUUUUGAAAGAUAAGGUUUCAAACAGGGUUACACAUAGCAACCUUUCAAUCCCACAACCUUCACUGGAAAAAAAACUGGUGAACUUGAAUUUACUGAUGAUAAAUCCUCAAGUACCCAGUGUGGGAACACAUGCUCCACUCCAGAGCCUAUGCACAGUGUUGCAGAAACAGCACGAAUGAAAAGAAAGAGAACUUUUGCAUCGAGGGAAAGGCAAGAGACUUACAAUGAUCAACCAUCAAUAAGUUCUUUGGAUUGCCCUAAUUCACAAUAUCUUAACAAUCAUAAUUCACAAGAAAAUAUUGCAGACAGAACAGAAAAACUAAAAUCGAGAUUCAAAAACUUUUAUUUGACAUUGAAUUUAGUGAAGAUUAGGUUUUAUUAACAUAUAUGCACACAUUUCUAUUAAAAACUGUAAUACUUAUUACCAUCCAUCUUAAAAAACUACCAAAAAAUAGAAAUAUCGAUAUACUUUUUAGUAACUCAUUUCAUAAGAAAAUUACCCUGAAUAUGCCAAAAUGCUAAGAUGAAGUUCAGAAAAUCUCCAGCCUCAAAUUUUAUAUCAAAAUAAGAAGUUUGCGUAUAUCUGAAUAAUAUGUCAUGAAGAAAGAGAUCAAAUGACUGAUGGGAAUUAUGGGUUUUAGAAAGAUUGUUUUCGAGAAAAUUACAAAAAACAUUUUUAAGAAAAUUUAAAUGUCAUCUGAAGUGAAGUGAUUAGCUAAAAAGAGCCAUCACUGAAAUUUUCUAUCUUUCUCUCUUAGAAUUUGCACAUUUACCUUUAUUUAAAAUGCAUGUUGUAACCCUUCAGACUUAAAGAAACUCGGAAUAUUUUGAGUACAGCUUUGGAGCUCAGCUUUUUGUGAAAAAUGUGUGUAUAUGGAUAAACUUGAUAUGUUUCUACUGAUUUAUAUUCUCUUACUGUUUGUCAAAAUAAUUUUGUGUGCUGUCUACUUUUUCAAGCUGCCAUGCCAGAGAACCAUCUUUCGAAAAAAAUAGUCUUUGAAGUCAUCCCUUACUUGUUUAGCAUCCUUACUUGAAUUUGUUGACCCAAUUUGAUUGAUAUCAAACAAGCCAUUGUCAGGCUGCCAUUUAUAAAACCUGCAUUAGAAAAAUAAACAAUGUAGCCCAGGCUGUCUUCCUCAGCUCUCCAUCCACCUGGUCUGACAGAUUUUGCUGUGUCAUCGUCAGCAUAGCCUGCAGGGAAAUACUUGGUUCCACUUUCAUCGUUUCUGCUGUGAAUGAGGAAAUUAUGCAGCAUAACGGUAGCUUUUGUGAUCUCUACACAAGUUCUGUCUUAGCUAUGAUUGGCCUUCGAAAUAUCCGAAAACCUAAAGCAGCAAUCCCAAACGCAUUCUCAACAACUCUCCUGGCUCUGCUGAUUCUGUAGUUGACCACACGCGCCUUGAUGCCAAUAGAUGAUCGUGGGUAACGUUUCACAAGAUAGGUUUUCAAUGGGAAUGCUUUAUCUCCUGUAAACACAUAUGGGAAGUGCUUAUUUGAGCUUGGGAAUAUUGGUCUUGGUGCAGGCAGCCCCAACAAAUCAUUAUUCAUGAUAUAUCCUUAAUGCCCAUUAGCAAAAACUCCACGAUCACUCUGCCUUCCUGCUUCACCAAUGUCUACCAUGGUAAAUUCAUAGUCGCUGUUAACAACAGCCAUGAAGACAAUACUGUGAGUGCCCUUAUAGUUAAAAAACGUGGAACCAGAACGUGGUGGGGCUUGCAUCACCACGUUUGCCAUCAAUUGCACCUACACAAUUAGGAAAGUUCCAUUUAGCUUCAUACUUCUCUGCCAUUUCUUUCCACUCUUGUUGAAUGCUUGGGGCCUUGAGUAAGCCACUCUUCAGAAGAAUCGACCAAAUCGUUUUACAUGUUUCCAUAAUUAUUCGUCCAACAGUUGUAGGACUCAUACGAUAACUCAUGGCAAUGGUAGAAUGUGAAUCGCUGGUGGCUAGAUGACGUAGGGUAACAGAUAAUCUUUCUUCUGGACUAGCUGGUUCCCUAUUUCUACAAUUCUUCAUCAAUGACCGGCCAACAAGACUCAACGGCUAUUAAAAUUUCUUUGGCAGAUUUUGAUGGCUAAAAAUCUACGGCGCGAAAUGCAUCAAUUUGAUGGUUCGCUGGCGAUCAGGUGAUCAGGCAAUUCAUUGGCCCUUAAGGUAUGUGCACAAAACAAAGAUGCAUUCUUAACCAACCCCAACUGUAAGGGCACUGUUGAAAAAUCCAUCCUUGCGUAAAUCAAUGGCACAAACUACGUCACCAAAAAUAAAGUUUGCAGACAAAGGAGAGGGUCACUGAAUCGCCCUGAGCAUAGAAAAGUCAAAGCCAGAGGUUGAACGAGUUGACAUUGAGCCCCGCAGUGGUUUAGGGGUGAGUAGCCUACCAAUCUAAAACAACUACUUUCACGGUUUCUGUGUUCUAAAGAAACUUGGAAAUUCGAAAAUUUCCCUAGAAACUUUCCAAAUUAAAAACAACUUGCGUGACCCAUUUUUAACAAGGUUUCAUGAUGACGAGGAAGAGAUAAUGAUGAUGAUCACAUCUUGACGAUGAAAACAGGCAUAGAUUGUUCUAACAUCACUGUUUUACUUUCAACUGAUUCAGACAAAUGAUACUCUCAUCAUUUGAAAAAGCUACGAGACAUGCCUACACAAAGCUAAUGCGAUGUGCCUAUGAAAUGGGUCUCCAGCCCACGAUGCCUCACAAAUACUUUGACCUGUUGGUCAAAUGCCUUAAAGAAAAUAAUGUGCGGCUUAUUGAGAGAAAAGAAGAUGGUAGAACCAGUAGGGAAUUCGUCUACUGUAUCGCAGAGGUUGUUUAAGAGAGAUGCGCAGUAGUUCUCGGGAGUACACAGCUUAUGUCGUUACUCAGCUACAGAAGCCAAGCUCGAAAAACCGUAGCCAAGCUGAAGAAAAGGAACUUAUUCUUAUAAGAUGCGAAAGGAAUGGUAUUCCUACGUAUAUGGUGCUUAGUCCGCUCGGAAUACAGGAGUUCGGGGGGAGCAAUGCAGAUGAUAUCAAGGAAGCACUUGACAGUUAAUUCAAAAAACCUUCAAAAUUUGCAACACAAGAAGAGCAGUAUAUGAAAUGCACAGCUGAUGGUGCCAGUGUGAAUAUCGGGAAAUAUUUGGGAGUUCUUACACAAAUGCGAAACGAACGACCAUGGCUUCUCACCAUGCACUGUGCAAACCACUGCAUUGAGCUUGCCGUAAAAUCUGCAUUUGAUAUACCUGCAUUUAAGGAUUUUGAAGAUUUUUACAAGACUAACUUUUCUCUUAGUAAAAACUCUAGUAAAAUAAAAGGAAAAGUGGGCGAAUGUGCUAAAGGGCUAGGUAUAGACUUUCAUGUUUCGCCAAAAAUCCAUGGGACCCGGUUCAUUGGCAAUCAAAGACGUGGUUUCAAGGUCUCUCGUGGAAACAUGGCCCGCAUACAUUUUGGCAUAUGAGAAUAUCCUCGCUGUUACGAAGUUCCACACAGCAAACGGCAGGAGCAAGUUUUCUGACCUCUUGAAUAAGUUAAGGUCUUACCAGUUUCUAAGCUAUGUGAAUCUGUACCUGUUUCCAAUUUCUCUCCUUUUUGAAGCGGAUAUGCUGAUGCCCUUUGAAGUACCCCUUGCAAUUUCGAGAUUGACGUACAAGCUUGAAGACAAGCUGAAUGAAACAAGGACAAAUGAAGAAUUUUUAAACAGCUAAAUGCACCGAUUCAGGGUGAGCGAGGAUGGCGAACUUUCAGGUUUGUAUGUCAAAGGUUCCCUCACAAGCCACACCAUAAUGUAAAAGAUUCAAAGUCAUCACAUGUUUCAGAAAUUACGGUUAAUCUAAGUUCUCCAAGUCAAAAGCUCUGGCAGAGCUCCCAAGAAUUAGAAAGUCCUGGUCGUGGUGAAGAAACUGUAUUUUGCAAGGAAAUUGAUUCUAUCGUAAUCAUUGAUGGAGAUAAUGUGCAGCUCCCAAAGGUGGUUUUUCACAGGCUUGUUUCUCAAGUCUCGAGCAAGUGUCAUCUAAAAGCAGAAGUAGAACAAUUAAAAAGUCUAUGCAUGAAAAAGUUGGGCAAUCGGGGAACCCCAGUGUCUGACCCUUUGAAUUUCAAAAAGUUAUGUGGAGAAGCUGGUGCUGAAAAAAUAUUCGACUAUGUCAUAAAUGCUAUGGAAAUCAAAUAGCCAGUCAAAUAAGAGAAAAGAAAUCAACGAAUCAAGAGCAAUGUCUAUAAUUUACACACUUAUCUAUGGUCAGUCCCAGCAAGCAAACUGAUUUCAGGUGGCCACUGCCAGGCCCCCAGGAGGUCUAGAAGUCUCAGACAGAGGGGUAAAGGCAUUAAGGAAAACAGGGCUAGCAGCCCAUCCUGAAACUGUAACAAAUAUUACAAAGGAACUAUAAUCAACCCACCUAAACAGAGUUCAUAAAGUUUUUCAAGAUGCAAGAGAAAGUAAGAAACUCGUCACACGUCAUUUAUAGAUGACUUUCACAAUAUACACACUCGCCAACGUCCAUCAUCUGACACACAAACUCAAGUAGUGCACACUGCAACCCGUUAAGUUAAGGAUUCUGUCAAUGAUCUGUUCAUGCAACUAUAGGUUUGUUAAAGCCUCUCCUUUCAAGUAAAAUGAAGCAGUAGUCAAUAAAAUGUAAGUGAAAUGCCAGACGGGUUGCAAGCAAAAUCAAUGGCUGGAUUUAAAUUGGUGGACUGUAUGGAGUUGUCAUUAAAAUCUUAUGAUGAUUUUAUGACUGCAAUGAGGGUUAGUCUUGAAAAUGGCUUGUCUGAUUAUCUUGAGGCAUUUGUGGUUCGCCAGAUGGUCUAUAACUAGAUUAUCUUGACAUCAUUGUCUCAUUUUUGGUCCUCUCCAUAUUUCCCCUAUUGAAGUUUAAUAGAAAGAAAGCUCUUGCUAAAAAACCUAAACCUUGGAGAAUUUCCUUUCUUCUUGAAGUGUUGUAUGGUGGUUGGUCAAUUAUACAUGAUGAAAUCUUGGGAGCCGUUGCUCAUUGCAAAGAUAUUGAAUUCUUAUGGUACAAAGUAUAGAUAUUGAAUUAUUGUUGAUCUAAGUUUUCCUUUUUGCCCCUCUUCAAAUCCAAUGGUGCUAUCAUCAUCACCAUCAUUAUCAUUAGCAUCAUCAUAAGCAUCGUCAGCAUCAUAAGCAGCAGCAUACGCUUUCAAACGCUUUCGUUUGCCGCAAAGCAUCGCGGGAUCAAAAGUCGGACAAACAUCACGAUUCACGAAUCACAAUAAUUGAGAUGGCAAAGAAAGGUGCAACGAAACAUUGCUGCUGGGGAACCUGUGACUCUGAUUCAAGGUAUCCCGAUAGAAUGCCGGAAGGUACAAAAUUAUUCCUGUUUCCCAAGCCAGGCAAGAUUCUCCAGAGCUCUACAUCUUGCAAGUGCUGAGGCUUUACAAUUGCAUUUAGCAAGCUGAACUGAUCCACUGAUGCUUGACAGGCCAAUAACAACAUUUAAUGGCACAUCAUUUUUCAUUGAGUGGUGCACAUGGGCACGUACAAAUAAGGAAUCCUCGAUUUGUUUGUCUUGAAUGUCACUUAUGAAAUCACUUUUCAUCAAAUUCAUACCUUUUCUAAGCGGUUUUGCAGUUGCGGUAUAACCAGUAUUGCUUUCGUCGUUGCUGUCUUCGUCGUUGCUGUCUUCGUCGUUGUUUCCCAUGGCAAACUUUGAGAUGGACUCGGCUAUGUAGUGGUAAACAUGGCCAUAGUUAAACAUAUUCGGUAUGUCACAGGAAGGAAAGCUUUUCCAAUCUUCACCAGGAAUUUUGCUGGGGCAUCUUCGACUUGUAAGCUUGAUCUUUUAAUAUCGUACUAUUUUCCAUCAUCCUGCCUUUGUCUCAAUAGCACCCCUCACUCUGUCUAUCAAAUAUUGUUUCUUUCCCGUCUGCUUUACACCAUGACAUUCGAGCCAUCGUUUCAACUCUAUCACAGAAUAAUCUGAUGGAUCUUUAGAAAAGCAUGACCAGGAACAUCCUCUUCCAUCUUUGAUAUCCAUGUCCAAAAUAACAUCUUUGAUAGCCAAUUUAACCCGAAAGGAUCAAUGCUUACAAAUUUCACAAUCAUGUAUUCACUGAAACAUAAAGGCUGAAGGUACGAUUGGCGUGUUGUUUGUCUGAUCUUCGAUCCCAUCACGCAAUGCGUUCAAAGGCGUGACGUCAAUCGAAUAAAGCGCUAUUACAAAGGCAUUUUUAGCAUCGUUUUGUUGGCAUUGGUGGAUGUAAACUACAAAAUUUUUGUAUGUCAACAAUGGAUGUAAUGGAAGAAUAAGUGAUGGGGGAGUUUUUUUGUGGCAGCUCAUUGUCAGAAGCGUUAAGCAAAAAUCUUUUGGGGAUACCAGCCUCCAGACAACCAACAGGCUCAGAAGUGCAUUACCAUUCGUAAUUGUUGCGGAUGAUGCAUUCGCUCUUCAAAAUAAUUUCAUGAAGCCAUAUCCUUUUAAAGGACUGUCAUCUGAACAGCGAAUUUACAACUAUAGGUUAAGCAGAGCAAGACAUGUUGUAGAGAAUGCAUUUGGAAUAGGUUUCGAGUUUUUUAUCCCCUUUAAAGAUUUAAAGAUUAUCCCCUUUAAAAUAUCCCCUUACAACUACCAAUUUCCUUUGGGAAUUAGUAAGUGGGCAGAUGAAACGAGGGGGCCACAUCAGCCACUGCAUGGUUGGGUGCUUUCAGGGAAACUAAGAAAACUAAAAAGGGAUCCAUUAAUUUUGCUAGAAUAUGAUAAGAUUAUUAGAGACCAAGAAACAUGGGUAUCAUAGAAAGAGUAUCAGCAUUAACAAAUGUUGGCAGUUAUCAUUACUUAGCACAUCAGGCAGUCGUAAGGGACAAUGCAAAAACCACAAAAGUGUGCAUUGUUUUUAUGCAUCUUGUAAGGCUUAAAAGUUAAGUAAUUGUCUUAAUAAUUGUCUUCAUGUAGGCCCACCUAUGACACCUCUUAUUUUUGAACUGGUUUUAAGAUUUAGAAAGUAUAACGUUGCACACAUAGAAGAAAUUGAAAAAGCAUUAUUGAAUAUCGCAAUUGAUCUAUCUGAUGGAGAUUAUUUACGGUUGAUAAUGUUUCCGCAGAACAGCCCAGAAUUGUAAUUUAUUGUUUUAACAGAGUUGUUUCUGGUGUGAAUUCUUCACCAUUUAUUUGAAAUGCAGUUUUACAUCAUCAUAUUGAAACAUUGAAGGAAGGGAAUUUGCAAGCAAAUUAGUAGAAGGAUUCUAUGUAGAUGACCAAUACAUUAAAUCGAAACUUGAGAAACGGAAGGAAAUAGAAUACAUAAAUAUCGGCCUACCGUUUGUUCCAUAACCUUCUAUCAAAGCUUGUGGUGAUUUACCUAUUACUCAGUGACGAAAAAAUGCAACGGGAAAACACCAGAAAAGCAGUAAACAGCCUAAAAAGACUAUAUUAUAUUUUAAAAAGUGUAAAUUAUGCUGUUAUAUCUUGAAAAACUGCGAUUAAACUCUGAAAAUUCAUGAAGAAAACAUGCGAUCGUAUUGCUUAUGUAUAGGCUGCUGGAUCUUAUGCUCUCCAGUAUGGCGUUUCUAUGUGGUAACAAAGCAUGUGACGCCUAGCUGCAAAGAGCCUAUUUCUGUCAAAUUGGUAAAGUGCAUUGGAAUUUCAAAAGUGAGAAAGAUUUCACUAACAUGCAAUCGUCUUGCUCUGACUUGUGCUAAGAAAACGGAAGCUGAGUGGCCUUAUUUACGUCUUAACCUGGAACCACCACCAGAAAGACUUCUUUCUUGUGAACUGCAUGGAUGUGAUAUUGAAACAGAUAUUAUUGCUAACAGACAUGCCCAAGAAAAACCACACCACUUCCUACAGCACCAGAAAAUGAAGAGAAGAGACUGCAUGGGAAAAUUCUGGAGAAAAAUUGUGAGAAGCUUUCGUGUUACAGCAGUUUCUGCCUAACAGCAGAAUUUCUGCUGCAUGUGAAGAUUUUGGAAGACGACUGCUAAACAUGGCUGUAUGCCAUUGCAAAGAUUGUGGCUGGAAGCAGGAUUUUUGCCUAAGUUGUGCCACAUCAAUUCAUAGUGACCGCAACCUUUUUCAUGUAUAUAUGGAAGGUGAGCUUUGCAUUUCUUGUUUUCAUUUUUGCAUCAUGGUAUCUACCCAUAUGAUCAGGAAAUAUAGCAAUUGCACCUGUACAUUAAAGCAAAUAUUUAUUUAAAAUACAUGACUGAAUCACAUUUCAAAUCAUCACUUAUUCAAGCAGUUAAAACAGAACAAAUCUAAAGUACUUUACUGAAUGCUCGAUCUUUUCACACAAAGUUGUUUAAGAUUUUGUAUCACAAUGUUUUAAUUUUACUGGUUUUGUAUACAUAUGAUACUGAUUAUAGUUUAUUUUCAUACUUAUAGGAUGGUGCAUUCAUCCCCCUGUUUCCCAACACAAAAAAUUUAAGUCAAGACAUCACCAGGUCAUGGUUCAUGUGGCAGCAGUGUGACAUCAGAGAAAUAAUAUUCUUAGACUUGCAAUGUACUAAUUAAUAAGAUUUGCUAAAGACAGAGAUAGUAUAAUAGGUUUCAUAGACACUUGUUAUAAUAAAAUAAAGUACAUUAAUUUUUAGAGAGACUCUCAAAACAGUGCCAUGACGUCUCCAUGCAAAGAAGUUUGGAAUCGGCAAACAGAGCGGAUGAAAAUAGCUAUGUUUGCUAAAGUAUUUUGAGUCAUGUAUCAGUGAGUUGAAAUGAAACAACUGUCAUAAAAUGGCAGUCUUUUUCUUAUAAAUGAUUAAUCAAUUAAAAAUGGAUGCUUGUGUGAGUGCAAAAUUAUAUGAAAUGUAUUACUUAUGCACCAUUAUUUUUAAAAGUUUUGGAUGUAGCAUAUUUUGUUUACAUUGUUAUUUUUUCUUUAAAGGGGGCAGCAUAUUAAAAAAGUACAGUUUAGCUCAUGUCAGUCAGAUGCAAAGGCUCUAGUGUCCAUGGGAUUCUGGCAUGGGAUAAUAGGAAGACCAAGAUUUGCUUUUGAUUUGCAACUUAUGAAUCUCUUCACUCAACUCUUUUUUGAAUGCCAUUGCUCGCUUGACAAGCUUUGUGCAAUGAUCUCCUUGUGGAGACAUCCUUCGCUACCAGUAAGAAGAAUUAUUACAAGCAGUACUUUGAUGAAAACAAAAGCAAUAUGAAAAUGUUGUGGACAGGUAUUAAAGAUAUAAAUAGUUUCAAACCAAAUAAUACUGAUACAUUCUCAUAUUUAGUUGAUGAAAAUGGCUUGAAAAUAUCUGAUUCUGUCCAUAUUGCAAAUGAAUUUAAUGAAUACUUUACAAAGGUAGCUGAAGGAAUCACUAAAAAAAUCCCAAGAACUCAAAAAUCUCCUUUAUCUUUCUUAUCAAAUUCAAACUCUGAUUCUUUUUUCAUUUCUUCAUGUACAGUUAACGAGGUAUCUAAUGUAAUACAAUUACUAAACAAUGGCAAGUCCUCUGGACCAAAUUGCUCUGAUCUCUCAGCUCUAAUAAACGAGUCCUUCACAACUUGCAAUUUUCCUGAAAAUCAAAAAAUUCUGAAGGUAAUUCCAAUAUUUAAGAAAGGUCUAAAGACCGAAACUUGUAACUACAGACCAAUUUCAUUGCUUUCCAUUCUUAGUAAAAUAUUUCUCUUUUUCUUAUGAACAGCUGUAGGCAUAAUGAACGCAUCAAAGUCACUUGUGUUCAUAGGAUUUCUUUGGUAAUUGAAAUUAAACGCCUUUACUUGUUUGGAAAGAAACCUAGGUUCAGCAUAUGAAAUAAAUUCGAAUUCUGCUGAAAAGCAUUUUAUUGGUUGACAAUUUUCAUUCCAGGGUAACAGUAGAGUAAGUGAAAAAGACGGAUGGACUUGGAGGCUAUGGACUAUCAGUGCCUCUAGCGAUUUAAAAAUGCAGCAAAUGACGUUAGUAAAAGGUUCUGCAAAUGACAUUAGGUUCUUGUCAAAGGUUCUUUCGAAGGUAUCCAAUGUGUAGCUGGGUGCGGUGGUAACUAGCUACAAUGUGUACUGUAAGUUUUGAGGCAAAAUAAUGUCCACCCCUCUGUAUUUUGCUCAGCUCCCACCACCUACGUUGGCAAGUAAAACUCUGUAGAUGAUAGAGAGACAGAAAUGAUGGCUGCUGUUGGGAGGUAUUUUCAUUCAAUUAUCAAAUACCCCCAAGCAGAGCAAAAGGAGCUGUCACAAUGUGAACACUGUUCAAGUUAACUUGUUUUACUUGAAGAAAACUUUAAAAAUCUAAAUUCACGGCUCACCCCUUGUAUUAAUGGUUAAUCCUACAGUUAGCCCCACGGUUAACCUUCUUUAGAAUGACAAGCCAUGGCUACAAAAUGAGGGCUAGCCCCUCUCAGAAUUGAACAUAUAUUAAGUUUUUUUCAAGUUAAAGGGUUAAGGAAGGUUAACUGUUGAUUCGUGUUUCAAAAGCUUUGUUUAUAUUAUUAACCACAACCAUGAAGUCAAUGAUACCUUCCCAACAGUAUUACUAUUUCCGAUUUGUACGGUAAUGUUGAAUCACCAUCCUAAUAAAACAUUGGAAUACAGUGUGAUUUAUAUGUAAUAAAGUUGUUGUAAAUUGUUAUUAGUAACUCUUAGUUGGUAUUCAAAUUAUCAUAUGAUACAGUUUUCUUCUAUAGGUCGACUACUUAUCCAUAGACUUGCAUUUAGUUUACAGUAGAGUGUCUAGAUUUUUCAUGUAUUUUGUUCAGAGAUAUUUGAUAAAUGUUUAGAUAUUGUCCAGUUAGAUAUUGUUUAGAUAUUUGUUAAAAAGCAUCAAAACUGUUCAAUUAAUGUUAAAAAUAUGAAACUUGGUGACAAGGUGCUAUGAUGAUCAAUUUAGGAUUUGGAGCCACUUCUAAAAAUAGAUUUUUGACGCCAUCAUGACGUUAUAAAUGCAAAAUUUAUAUAUGAUAUUACAAAAAGAAAAUUGUUAACUAUAUCGAGAUUGAUGCUUGGCAUAGCAUUGCCUACACAUGCGUGAGGUCUAUCUCAACAAAAUGUGCAAAAAGUGCCAAAAUUUUGCUGCGCAUGCGUCACUUUUUGCUAAUCACUUGGGUCCUCAAAUCUGCAAAAAAUCAAAAAUAUAUUUUUAUGUUUCAUUAUGGUA